AUGCAGCUGAAGCUUGCCAAAAUUAUCCUCUCCGCAAUUUUCAUCUUGUUUCAUUCUAGCCGAUCUGAAUUUUGUCAUGAAGCGCAUGGUCUGAUCUACAAUGAUCAGAUAUUGAUCGGCGGUAAUUACAAAUCUAUAAUAACCCGUGGAAUUCUUGUAUGCAGUCACAAAUGCUUAGCAGAUCCAGCAUGUACUUCGUACAACUAUGAGCGCUCCACAGAAAGCCAAGGUGCGUGUGAGCUCAUAAACGAAGAAGCGGAGAGUACAGAAGUACUCCAGGAAAGGAAAGGGUCAUUCUUCGUUCGAUUAAGACAAAAAGCGGUGAGUUAAUUUUCUAAGAUUUGUUAUUACGAAAUGCCCCUAUGCACCUGGCGAUUUUGAAACCGGGGGGGAGGGGCAGUACUCAAGCAAGUUUACACGGGGAGGCUCCACCCUGAGUUCUAACUCCUUACCCUUUUUUACUAACAGAAAAGACCUACUCAUGACCUACCUUAAACCUUUGCAUCUCAGCUUUCAAUUGCUGUAAAUACACCGUCUUUUAAGGAAUAAAUCACAAAACCGAAGCGUUUUCUCGACUCCUUCACAGCCUUAAAAUGCAUCUAUUGGGCCUGUUUGCAGACCGGUUUUAUGACAGUUGUCCCUGCCAUUUCACAUACCUCAACAACUGAAAUCCUUAACCUUUCGGGCGGAGCCUUCCCGUGUAGGCCAUUUUGGGAAGUACCCCCCCCCCCAUCCUUUCUUUGCUUUAAAAGCUAACUGUAUUCGCCGUAAGUUUCUGAUUACUCUCUUUCUUGCAAUAAAGCUUUUAUAGCUAGGAAUAUCCUUUCAGAUAAAAGGUAGUCUGUCGGCACUCUACCUCUAUUUGUGCGUCAACUUUCACAAAUGUGUUAGCGUAGCAUUUUAAGGUUAAAUUUGACCAGCAUUUUGCGCAGCGAGUUCUACGGUCAGAUUGCCUUCAAACUUUCAGAUGUAAAACUAGAGAGCUCGAAGGCUUAUUUGCUGAAGUUAAGGAAAAAUCUGUCGCGGGAUUUCGAAAUUAUUUACAUUUUUCGUAAAAAUGCGGUUUUAAAUAUAUGCCCGAUAUCUCAAAGGUUUUUAUACCUACAAGAAAAUAAAUAACAUUUUUUUAAAGUUCCAUUAUUAUUUACUAAGGAUGCUAAAAAUCUUAGAAAUCGGUUGAAUCUUCCAUUGUGAAAAACGCAAAUCAAAAACAUAACCAACACGCAUAUAAAUAGGAAUCGAGGUUCCACUGUAUCUGGGGCUUGUUCGGCCGGGUCAUCUAUUAGAUUGACUUUGUUUGCUCAUAUCAAGCAUCGUGGAAACAAAGACUUCACAGUUUCAGUUAUGUCUUUAAUUGCAAAUUUAAGGAGGUAGCCUAGUUUUAUGCAUAAUUUAGCUAUUCUCCUUCAAAAUUUCUCCGAGAUUUUAUUCGAUCUGAAAAUGCCUCAAUUGGUGUGUAGCCAUUUGCAAAAUUAAUGUUUAAAAAUUUUUUUAAUGAUUUUGUUUUACAAUGUUUAAAUAAACGAAUAUGGCUGGAGAUGUUUCAAGUUUUAUGAUUUGAAGAGUCUGAAAAUUAGAAUGAGAACUUGAAAAUUAAAAUUUUAAUAUUUGAAGACAAAGACUGCAAAAUCAGACGGUCUCUCUUACCGCAGCCAAUCGGCCUUUUGCCACAGCAUGGUGCCUUGAGCUCAUUAGCAGACUGAAGUUGAAUAUGUGUGUUCCCUUUUUACCAAAUUUCGUUAAUUUUUUUCUUCAUUUCAUUUCGUUUUCCAAAAAAAAAAUUGAAAAGAAUUCCCGGAGGAAUUCUGGUUAAAUUUUGCCGGAAAAUGAAAGAAAUUAGGUAAAAAGGUUACACACAUACUCAACUACAGUCCGCUAAUAACAAUAAUUUUCAUUUUUACGUCGUUUGAAAUCAAAAUCUGGUACUUUAGGGACUGAAUUAAGAUGAUAAAGAAGAGAGCAAUACUCCCCCCCCUCUCCCCAUAAACGAAAUAAACAAAAAAUAUAAGAAACCAGGGCGAAGAGAGAAGCGAAAGGAGAGAAAGCCUUCCUUUCUCUUUUCGCCCUCCUCUUCUCUACCUCAAAUCUCUUAUCUCCCCUCUCCUAGUAAUAAGCGAACAUGAACGGCGAAGAACCACAAACGAGUAUGUCGCAGAACGUAGUAGUGACCUGUUUCUGUUUUGGGUUCUAUCAUUGUGGUAUUGAUGUCUUGCAAAAUUAAUUUUCACUUAUUAUACGUAGUAAGAUCAGCUUUGCAGAAUGCAAUGUGUCUCUCCUAGUACCUACUAUACGGAAGGCCUCAUACUGUAUACUAUACAACUGCUGUUAUCCGCCUCUUUUUUUCGCUAGCUGUGCUGGCAUCGAGCGGGCACUUACAUUAACAAAAAGGAAGAGGAUUAAAAAGAUAGUAUCGUAGGAAGCCUUUCUUUGUGCUGCCUAGAAAAACAAAAAGAAAAAGAAGUGCCAAAAUAUUAAUUUGAAUGAUUGCAGGUGUUAACCUGACCAACUUGGCAGUUGAAAUAAGUAAUGGUCUCCUUGGAAGGGAAAGUAAUUCACUCAGUUUCAGUUAUCGAUUUUUACCAUUGAUGAUACUUUAAUAAAGGUCUCCAUUGAAAUGACUCAUAAAUAAAUGUAAUAAAUGUAGUUUCCGUAGGAUAAGUAAUAUUUUCAACGUAACCUCGUUUUCAAACAAUUUACAGAAACCUAGGAGCUGCCUCGAGGCAUGGAAUCAAGGAGCACGAACAUCGGGUUUUUACCUCAUACAAGGCAGAACGGAGUGUCUGUUUUACGAAAUGUAUUGCGACUUCAGUUCGGAGCCUGGUUGGGCUUGGACUCUAGUUAUGUCGCAAGGUUUUGGCAACAGAGGGCAAAUUUUUGCGAAAUCACCUUUCCCAAAAGGAGCCCUAAAGAAUCACCGCACUCCCAACUGGGAAAAGUACAGAAUCGGGAAAGGUCGAAUGUGGGUCAUAAAAGAGUCAUCUAGCCAUUGGAGAGUAACGUGUGAUUUUCCAAAUUUCGGAGUCGAUUUCAGAGAUUAUCUGCGGGCCGCUUUCCAGAAUUUGAACCCAAUUAAGUUCGAGGCCAGUGGAAAAUGCUGCAAGAUGGACUACAUCGAUAUUCGCGGGCAUAACUGUACGGGAUGCACGGCGGCCUGGUGGCAAAACGAUCAAAGAUUUUUAACGCACUUUAGCGAUCAGGAUAAAUGCCAGUUUGGAAAAACACCAGGCUCCAGUGAAAAUGAAGCCAAUUUCGGUGGAUAUUGGAAGAGCAAUACCAACAUCGCAUUUCGUUGUUCCAGUACAGCAAGAUCAACCACAAAUUAUUGGUUUGGAGGCCGGGUGUAG
Messenger RNA from Porites lobata, 3344 nucleotides. The record is from the annotation of a GenBank genome assembly. Lineage: Eukaryota; Metazoa; Cnidaria; Anthozoa; Scleractinia; Poritidae.